CGCGCGCGUGUGUGUGUGUCUUUCUCUCUCUCCAAUGUAGUGCAUUAAAAAUAAGUUCAAACGUUCAGCUUCCAAAAACUCAAAAUGUCUAAGGACGGAACCCUCCUGUCGCGCUUGCAAUGAAACGAAAUCCAAGCUUGGUGUCGACGCCAAAUGAAACAAGCUGGAUCAGGCUGUGGACGUGGCCGAGACACGCAGGCUGUGCAUGUGUGUCUGCUGCCUGGAUCUUCCACGUGGCUGCCAACACACUCACUUUUCCAUUCGGUGGCGGUUAAGAGCGCGCGCCUGGCGCAGUGCAGAGCCCGCGGCGCGUUCACGUAUCAGCUGCAAGAGGAGGCGAUACUACUGGUAAUUGAACGCACCACCACCUUAGCGAUACUGUAUCUCACCUUUUCCCUUCGCUGUGUGCUCACUUCAUCUGCGUUGAUAGGCUUGAUCAUGGAUAGACAUCUGAACAGACUAGUCCCAUCAGUUCUGGUUCUGGCUCUGGUCCUGCACGUUCACCCAUCCCAGACUGCACCUCAAAGAGAGGAUCCAGAGAAAGUUCAGCCAGAUUCCAGAUUGCUGACCAAUCCUUUUGGUUCAGGAGAGGAGGAGCGAAGGUUGCUGCAGCGUUACAUUGAGUUAACAAAAAAAGACGAUGUUCGGAUCAACUCGCGAGAUAAAGAGGUGUUCUACCUGUUUCGUCUGUAUGACUUCGACCGCAGCGAACGCCUGGACGGCUUGGAGAUGAUGAAACUGCUGUCGGACUACAAUUCCCAGCAUGCAACUGAGGAACAGGCCAAUGACAUGGAUGUGGUGUCCCUGGUGGAUUUCCUUCUUCAGAGUCAGGAUGUGAACCGGGAUGGUCUCUUGACCCCCUCAGAGCUGCUCUCUCUUCCAUCAGCUCACACAGAGGACAGUCAGAUCGAAGAUCGGCGAUCGGAUGAUCAGAAGGCGAUUCUGGACGAGGGGACGCCAGACAUGGAUACCAAGCAGGAGAUGAUGGAAGCAGCCAAAGAACACGAGGAGCCUGAUGAGCACAGUCAGGCUAAUCAAGAGGAGGUGCAACACGAAGUUAGAGCAGAAGCAGAACAAGAGACCAUGCGACACGCAGACGAACACAGAGGACAGCAAGUCCCGGAAGACUUUGCAGCAGAGCAGAGGCAUGAACAGGAAGUCCCUGUACAUCAGGGCCAACCGGAAAUAUGAACACACAAGCACUGCAGAAGACUGAUGGAAUAUAGGGUGGUCAUAUAUCGGCAUCCAUUGUCUGAGACCACUUCUUUGCCAUAUUUAUGAAACAGGAGCAGAAGGAAAUCUUCAAUUAAAAAUGCAAUCUUUUUUUCAAACUCCAGGUAACAUUUCAGACUCGUAAAGCAUGUUCAACGAAUAGAACUAUGCACUUUUAAGACCACUAGAUAUGAUUUCCAGGAUUGAGUUCUUUCUGUGGACGGAUAUUGUUUACAUGUCGUGCGCCUAAUAGGCGUGUACAUAGUGCAGUGAAAUCAACCACGUCUUCCUCCUUGACUUGUUCUAAACAAUAAUUGAGUAAAAGGCAAUUCUCUCUUAGUAUGCCAAACCCGAUAAAAAAAGGCAGAUUUUGGAGAAUUUUAGUGUGACUGAUGGAUGGCAUAAAAAAUGUUCACUUCAUGAACUCCAGCUUCCUAAUAGCUGUCUGAAAAUAUUCAUGAAAACAUCAACAUUUUAGUACCCAAUCCUAUUGUGUACUGUAUCUGUAUUGUAGAGUAUGUUAUGAAUGGGUUUAUGCAUUGCUGUAAAAACCCCGCCAGACAUGAUACUUUUCCAUUCUUAUUUGUUUUCAUUUUCAGAAUUUAUUAAAUGAGUUAAAUUCUCAA
This is a messenger RNA of Hippocampus zosterae (dwarf seahorse), 1838 nucleotides long. It is a transcript of the gene cgref1, whose product is annotated as cell growth regulator with EF-hand domain 1. The transcript is spliced from 7 exons. Gene Ontology annotation, molecular function: calcium ion binding. Lineage: Eukaryota; Metazoa; Chordata; Actinopteri; Syngnathiformes; Syngnathidae. The record is from RefSeq and is a predicted model, not a curated record. The coding region runs from base 154 to 1191 and encodes 345 amino acids.